Molecule: messenger RNA, 639 nt
Organism: Dictyostelium discoideum AX4
Lineage: Eukaryota; Evosea; Eumycetozoa; Dictyosteliales; Dictyosteliaceae
Exons: 1
Coding region: 1-639 (212 amino acids)
Source: RefSeq, a predicted model, not a curated record
AUGCAUGUGUUAAAUUUAUUGUUUUUAAUAGUAAUAAUUAAUAUUUUAAUUUUUUCUGUACAAUCAUAUACCUUGAAAAAGUAUGAUAAUGGUCAGUUUUUUGUUAUCGCCAGUGGGCCAGUAAUUAAUGAAAAAUUUAAUGUUCCAAAUCACCAGGUAUCAAAAUUUUUACUAACAAAAGAUGAAUAUGAUUCUGUUUCAGUGCAGCUUCGUAUCACAUCUGAUGGAGCACCAGAAUCUUUAAUCUUUUCCAGUACUUUUAGUGAUAAAACAAACAUGACAUAUACUACCACUCCAUUGGAAUACUCAAUGUGUAUCCCUCGUGACUUGUCUUUUUCAAUCAAAAUGAACAAUUACCUCUUGGGUGGUGAUUACAUUAUCUCAAUUCAAGGUACCUCUGAUGUUUCAAAAUGCUACGAGCAUGUCCCAGUAAACCAAGCUAACCAAGAACCUGAAAGUAUUGUAUUAACAUCUUCUGAACAACUUGUUAUACAAUCUGAUGGCACACUUAAAAUGUAUGUCACUGAUUAUGAUGACGAUAAAAAUAUAGAGUAUCAAAAAUCAACUGCUUCAACACCACUAGUCAAUGGAGUUUUAAUUUUUUCAACAGUUCUUUUAUUUUUACAAUUAAUAAUCUAA